AUGCAUUUGGGCAGGCCGUGUCUCGUCGCAGUGGCGCUGGAGAUUCUCACUCUAAAGAAUGCCCCGACCGUCUAUUUUCUUUUCGAAGGCGGCCUUCGAGCUGAAGGGACGCGCUGCGUCCGCGCUUCGGUGUUUGGCGGUUUUCUUUCCAGCAUCAACGCGCCUCAGGCCCCAGGAGCCAGUCGAAGGCCGGCGGCGGAGCUCAGGGACACGCCGAGUCCUCUUCACGAGAAAAAAGAGGCGGGGCCAAGGCACAGGGAGAAAGAAGGGAGACGAAGGAUGGCGGUCUCAGCGCGCCUUAGAGUCGGUUUUCUCCAGGCCUCUUCCCUCUCUGCCCUCCCGAUGCCUCGGCGUCCUCUGCCGGCGCCGCCCUCUGCUCGCAGCGCUCGCUGGGCUCUCUCUCCUCCGUUUUUCGCGUCUUCCCGAUCUGCUCGGGCGUCGUCUUCUGGUAAUGCUUUUUACGCUCCAGUUCAGCCCUCCGCGGCGCCAGGCUCUUCUUCGCGCCCGCCUUCGCCUGCGUCGACCGGCCGUCCGCCGUCGCCUCCGCACGUGUCGCUUGCGUCGCUUUUCUCUCUCUCUGCGCCGCGCCUCGCGGUGCGACGUCUCAAGCCUGUCGGGCGCAAGCGAAUGAAGGAGACACUCCUCGUGGGAAGGAAACAGAAGACGAAAACCGUGCUGCUCCCCCCCUACGUCGCCCCCAGAGAACUCCGCGUCUUCUUCCGCGUGGACUACGCCACCUGUAUGCGGGCCUGCGGCGUGCGGACGCCGGAGCCGCACCGCUAUCUGUGGCGAGACGAGUCGGGCGACCGGCAGUUCGAGUGCGUCAACAAGAGCAAAGUUCUCGUGCCCUUCGCCGCAGCUGCCCACGCCUGCAAACUCUUCCAGCUCCACCCCGUCCUCGUCGACCCCGAGCCCGACUGGCCUUCGUCCUUUUCCUUCCCCGCGGCGCCUGAGGCUGCUGCGUCGUCUGCCGCGUCGUCUGAGGCCGAGCGGACGCCGGUUGUGGUGUUGUUAGGGCACAUCAACCACGGGAAGACGACGCUUCUGGAUCGUCUCUCUGGAACGCUCGUCGCGCCGUUCGAGGCCGGCGGCAUCACGCAGAACCUGACGGCAGUCACGGUGAAGGUGCCAGGCGCGGGAGAGCACGCGCUUGCGGGGGGCGGGACGCCGCCGUCUGUCCCUGCGGAGCCGGCGGACGGCUGGCGGCGGCUGACAUUCAUCGACACGCCGGGCCACGCGACGUUUGGCGCCAUGCGCGGGCGCGCGAGUGCCUGCGCAGACCUUGCCUGCGUGGUGGUCGACCUCGUCGAGGGACGUAGAGUGCAGACGGAGGAAGUACUGCGCCUCGCAGACGAGUUCGACCUCCCGCUGGUUGUCGCGAUCAACAAAAUCGACAGAUUCCGCGCAGGCGCAGACGGCGCAGGCCUCGAGGCGAGCGACGAAGUGAAGCUUCUCAAGCUCGAGCUGCGCGCGCGAUGCCGGAAACUCAGGGAACAGGGCUUCUUGAAGAGGGACUUCGACCGGGAGAUCGUGGACGCCGUAUGCGUCUCGGCGCUCUACGGCGACGGCAUACCGGACCUCGUCCAGCGGCUGCUUGACGUGACGCGGUCAUUCCCGGUCGGUCCUGCGACUCGCGCGCCGCCGCCCCCGUCGCCAGGUCUGCCGGCUGCCUCAGCUGCUUCGCCCUCUGCCUUGCGGACGCUUUCUUCUCUCUCGCUCUCGCCGGGAGCAGCGGCGCUGCAUGCGAAGCACAAACGUCGCUCGGACUGCCUCGUUGAGGCGGAAGUGCCGCCCUCCGCAAUUGGGAUCAUUCUCGAAAUCGGAAAAAGCAGCGACCGCGGCGUCCUCUACACGGUCCUCGUUAAGCACGGCUACUUCGCCGUCGGCAGCUAUUUUGUUGCGGGCAGUGCCUACGGCCGCAUUCGCUCCAUCAAUGUCGUUUCGUCAACGUAUUCGCCGCCGUCUCUCGGCUCCCCUGUCGCUCCACCGUCUUCACCGGCGCCGUCGUUCUAUCCUCCCGGCACGGUCGUGACGUGUGGGGUCUCGAAGGCCUUCGGAGAAGGGGACUGUGGAGUUGACGACCGCAUCUACAUUUUGCCGCAGUUCCGGGCGUUUCGGCUGGCGGAGUAUCGCCGCUCGCUCGAGAGAUUGGCGCGCAUGCAGAUCUCUGGAGAGCCCAUGGAAAUCAAGCAGUGGGAGGCGGAUCACCCUACGGCGCAGGCACGUUUGGGGACGAGUCGGACGGGUCCGAAGAGACAGGAACCAGGUGGGGGUCAGCGGGAGGACGAGCCGGAAGGCGUCCUCGUACGGCGAGAAGUCACGCGAGGGAGGCGCGCGAUUGAAGAGUUCGGUGUCGAGGGUGCGCUGGGCAGCAAGCGCGAGGGCGCUGACUGGGAACGGACGCCCACCGGGGAAGAAGAAAGCGAGGCAGGCAACGGCGGCUACUUGUUUCGCCGCGUCUCAGUGGAGGAGUUCCACCGCCCUCUGGGACGGCAAAGAGGACGAGGCCGCGCUGCGGCGGCCGCCCGAGGGAGCGGAGCGGAGACAGGGCGAGGGUCGGUCUCUCCAAAGGCUGCUCAAGCGGUAGAGGGGGGAGCCUCACCCGACGACUGGGAAGUCGAAGUCCGCGAAGGGAGGCGGGAACGAGCGAAGCGGCUCGCGGCUUCGCUUAGCGAGGAGAGGCUCAACGACGACGCAGCAUCGAACGAUCAACCGCGCCUUCUGGAUGAGUGGGCGCUCCUUAAGGCCUCGCCCUCGCAUGCAGCCGCGACCGACGACGAGGCAAACAACGCGGCAAAGCGGAGGACGCAAGACUACGACUCGAUCGCCAUGAGCACGGAUCCCAGCCCCCCGCUGUAUAUCCAGACGCGCGGCUCGGAGUCGCGGCCGGUCCCGCCGCGUUGGGGUGAAGAUGAACCUGCGCCUCUGGAAGGCAGUGGUGCGUCACAUGCAUUUGGAGGAGACCUGCUCUCUCCGCAGGGAGGAGAGGGCGCGAGGAGCGGCAAAGCCCCAGAAGGCACGAGGGGAAGAAAGAGCGCAUGGCGUGGUCGAGCUGCGCGGGAGCAGCAGGGCGCCGAAGAGGAAGACGCAGAGGAAGGCGCGAACCUCCACGAGUUCUGGGGGGGACACUUUGAGAGGCGAGAAGACUGGUAUGAAGCUGUGAAAGAGAAGAACGAGGCUCUCAUGGAUCGAUGGAGGUCUCGAGCGAAGCACAGAGCCCUAGAGAAGAGAGACCAACAACGCAAGGAAAGAGCGAUGCUCGUGGAGGCUGAACGCGUGCGGCGUCAUGCGAUGAAGGAGCCGCCGCUAACGGACGAAGAAAUCCGCGAAAUAAUGGGAGAAGACGAGAAAUUCCACGACGAAGGGCGCUUCGUGGACGAGACGGAAACACCAGGACUGCCGGCGAAACCCAAGCUGCGCACGAAGCCCUCCCUCAUUGUUCCGGCGAAGAACGCGCCUGUCAUUCCAGUCAUUCUCCGCACGGAUGUCGUGGGAACCUUCGACGUUCUUCUCGAUGAGAUGGAGAAAAUUCAGGCGGAAUUCGGCAUGCGAAUUCCUGUUGUUCACGGCGGCAUCGGUCCUGUCAUUCCCCGAGACGUGGUGCAUGCGGAGGUCGAGAAGACGUACGGCUAUUGCCCGAUAUACGCCUUUAAAGUUCCGGUUCUUCCGGAUGCAAUAAAGCAGGCUCUUGUCACGUCCAUUGUCAUCAAAAGGUUUGACGUGUUCACGGAUCUCCUCGCCGACAUCCGCGAGCGAUGUGCGAACACACAAAGGCUUGUAGACCACAAUAUCUACGUCAGAAGUCUCAAGACCGAACCCACAAAAUCGGGGUUGUAA
Besnoitia besnoiti is the source of this 3837-nucleotide messenger RNA. Its product is annotated as elongation factor Tu GTP binding domain-containing protein. The transcript is spliced from 7 exons. The coding region runs from base 1 to 3837 and encodes 1278 amino acids. Lineage: Eukaryota; Apicomplexa; Conoidasida; Eucoccidiorida; Sarcocystidae. The record is from RefSeq and is a predicted model, not a curated record. Gene Ontology annotation, molecular function: GTP binding; GTPase activity.